AUUAUACAAUAUGUCUCAUUCGGUUAUGGUAAUUGGUAUUAGGGUAAUACACUAUCCAGAUGUAUUAUAUGUGUGUCUAAAUGUGUGGGAAUUAAGCUUUUACUUUAACAUUUCGUCAGGCAUCUCCUCGGGCAGCCUCGCAUUCAGCUCAGCUGGAGGAAGGACGGAAGGCCCCAUUUGUUUUGAACUGCGAGCUGAAGUGGACGUUUUCUAGAAAACUUUUUUACCAGAACCUUUUUACACAUUAUUAUUAUUAAUAACAUUAUUAAUAUUAUUAAGAUGUCGUCGCCUCUCGCGAAGCCUCAGAUCAUCGCGCACAUCCAGAAGAGUUUGAACUACACGGUGUUCGACAGCAAGUGGAUCCCGAGGAGCGCCCGGUUCGUCUGUUUGGGGAACUUCGCCCGAGGAACCGGAGUGAUGCAGAUCUACGAGGUGCAGCACGGAGAGGCGGUGCUCGUCACGGAGGUGGAGAAACCUAAACCCAUAAAGUGUGGGACGUUCGGGGCCACCUCUCUGCAGCAGAGACACAUAGCGACUGGGGACUUUGACGGAAAUCUCAAUAUAUGGGACCUGGAGAUGCCCGACGUCUCGGUGUACACGGUCAAAGCCCACAAAGAGAUCGUGAACAGUAUCGACGGCGUCGGCGGCCUGGGGAUCGGCGACGGCGCCCCCGAGAUCGUCACCGGGAGCAGAGACGGGACUGUCAAAGUGUGGGAUUCCAGACAGAAGGAUUCGCCUGUCGCCAACAUGGAGCCCGGGGAAGGAGAAACCAAGAGGGACUGCUGGACCGUUGCUUUUGGCCACGCCUACAACGACCAGGACCGCUGUGUGUGCGCCGGCUACGACAACGGGGACAUCAAACUCUUUGACCUGCGGAACAUGUCCCUCCGGUGGGAGACCAACAUUAAAAACGGGGUCUGCUGUGUGGAGUUCGACCGGAGAGACAUCGACAUGAACAAGCUGGUGGCCACCUCCCUGGAGGGGAAGUUCCACGUGUUCGACAUGAGGACCCAGCACCCCACCAGCGGCUUCGCCUCCGUUUCAGAAAAGGCUCAUAAGUCGACCAUCUGGCAGGUGAAGCAUUUGCCCCAAAACAGAGACAUCUUCAUGACAGCAGGGGGCGCCGGUAACUUGCACCUGUGGAAAUACGAGUACCCGGCUCAGAGGAGCAAGGCGGACUCUGAUGGGACGGAGGAGGGCGUGGCCGGCUCCGUCAGCCUGCUGCAGAACGCCACCCUGUCCACGCAGCCCAUCGCCAGCCUGGACUGGAGCCCCGACAAGCAGGGCCUGUGCGUGUGCUCGGGCUUCGACCAGGCGGUCCGCGUGCUCAUCGUCACCAAGCUCAACACCGUGUGACGGCGUGGGGAGCGACCGGGAGGCAGGACCAGGGGGCGGAGACCAGGGGGCGGAGACUGGGAGGU
Molecule: messenger RNA, 1421 nt
Organism: Cyclopterus lumpus (lumpfish)
Lineage: Eukaryota; Metazoa; Chordata; Actinopteri; Perciformes; Cyclopteridae
Gene: wdr92
Product: WD repeat domain 92
Exons: 8
Coding region: 280-1356 (358 amino acids)
Molecular function (GO): ubiquitin binding
Source: RefSeq, a predicted model, not a curated record